UAUAAAUCCCUUUUUUUGGUUUGAUUUCAUCUUUGUGAAUGAAAAUGUGUGUCCACACAGAGCUCAGAUCGUAAUGAACAAACCUUCAUACGAUCGGAAUAGUACAAUGGAAUAACCAGCCAGAAGUCCCAGCCUUAAUUCACUAGAGAACAUUUGGGACGAGCACAAAAGGCGUAUUCGCACCUAAACAGCUAACACCUAGCAGCAUCGCUAAGCUAGAAGUUGCCGUAGCAAAAAAAAUGGAACAACAACGCCUCCAACAUCUUGUUAAAGGAAUUGGAAGAGGCAAAGAGGAGGCAACACAAGAUAAUGACAAAACUGGCCUUCAAUUAUCAUUGUACUAAGAUAGAGCAUCUACAAACUGCAACUACUCGGUUGGUGGCUGCACUGGUUCUCAUAACAGUUAUAAAUUUGUACAUCUUCAUCAACUACCCAACUCAGAAGAGGCCACUUUCCAACAUCAACAGACCUCUUUGGAGCCAGGAUAUCAACUUUGAAACAGCUAACAUAAAAAACGACACUGGUACUCCUGAUGGCUGCUACCUCGUCCCUAAUCACAUUCACUUCAUUCGGUUCGGAAAUCCGAGGUUCACUUAUCCCGAAAUGAUAUGCGUGUUGGCCGCUUUAAAGAACCAAAAGCCAGACAAAAUAACCUUUCAUCACAAUUUCAAUGGAUCAUUUACAGGGCCCUAUUGGAGAGUUCUCAGUAAACUCAAGGCAUUCACAGAUAUCGUAGAAUUCAACUAUGAAGAAGAGCCGAAAGAGAUAUUCGGGCAACCGAUAGAUCCUGCCUUGAGAAAGUUCCACGGUUCAGAUAUAACGAGAAUAAGAAUAUUAAUGAAGUAUGGUGGGAUAUUUCUUGACAACGACUGUUACGUGAUAAAAAACCUAAACAGUUUCCGGAAGUAUGAAAUGACUCUGAACUGGGAUCAAGACCAAUACCUAGGCACACAAGUACUUCUGGCCCACAAAGACGCGAGAUUCCUGAAAAUGUGGCUGGACUCCUACAGGGGAGCGUACAGAGGAGACCUAUGGUACUACAAUGCAGGGGAACGACCCACUACGGAGAUUCUCUGGCGGAGACCAGAACUCAUCCACAGGGUGAAGGUUCAGUUCGGUGUAGACACACACUGGAUAGAGCAAGUGUUCCAGGAGUCAUGGACCGGAUGGAGACGUCUCCAUGCUCUCCAUCUGCUGAUACACCACCAGUACUUAUUGGCAAAUUUGACAGCGAAGGCAACAUUCCCAGUACAAUUCAAUCAACACAAUAUUGCUUAUUACCCCAUCACGUUCAGGGAAAUGGCUUAUGACGUUUAUGAAACAGGUAACAUACCGUGGCCAAAAGAGUACAAAGAUUAAAACGUCAUAAGAUUACUUCUAAAAACAAAUCAUAAUGUUGCACCAUACAUCAAAAUACUGUGAUCACACAUAAUUAAAAGAUAUUUAUCAAGAAAUGAUAAAGAGUGAUAAGAUUAAUCCUUAAAGGACUAUGGGGAAAUCUGUUACCGUUUUCUUUUUCGGACCUACAGGCUAAUUGAUUAACCUCAACAAUUAAUGAAAAAAAAAGGCUACAGCCCAGUUCAGCCAGUUCAUCGGCUCGUUUUAGUCCUCAUAUUUAUAUACAUUAUUCAUAUUAACUCAACUUUAGACAUUUAAGAUAUUAACUAAAGAUACCUUUAAUACAAAAUAAAAACAAAUUUCAACUUAAUUAUGAUAAUAUAUGUAUGUGUCUUAAUUAAAUCUAAAAUUUCUUGUUUUAUGUUCAGUCGAUCAAUAUUGUGCAUUAAACCAGUUUUAGAUAAAUUUUGUAAAUAAUAUCGACCUGAAUUGAACUUUAUAUUUAUAACAGGUAAGUUAUCUUCUUACACAAUAAAUUAGAAUGGUUGUAAACUAACAAAGGCAUAAAGAUAUUAUUUUUUGUAAAUCAAAGUAAACUGUAAAUAUAACCAUUUUUGUACAGAUUGUUGUUUAUUUAUUGUUGUAAAAUAUUAAAACGCAUUCAAGAGUCAAUGGGAACCAAAUAUUGAUCAAUCUUACUGAAUGUGUUCAUUCUGUGCCAGUAGUGUAGCAAGGUGAAGUCCAGGGGGUCCGGACCUCCCCGAAAUAUUAAGGCAUUAAGUACAGAGCAGGGGAAAGGAAGGAGAGUUAUUAUUCCUCUUGUCUACAAAUAUUAAAUAAUCAUACCACUGUUAAAAAUAGGUGUGUUCUUUUUUUAAUCAGUUUAACAAACGAUAAAUUAUUAAACGAUACAUUAAGCUUCUGCCGGCCAGGUAGUGUAAUGGCAGUGUCUAAAUACCUAGCCGAAUUUCGAGUGUGGACUAUCUACUACCUAGUUUGCAAGGCAGCCAUGCCUAAGACCCGUUGCCCAGCACUAGUGGAAGAUCCAUUGUUCCCCCCGUAACUGUUAAGCACGCCGGUUCGCUGUCCACCAUUACAAUUACAGCUGAAGAUUUGCUUGUGUGUAGUUGAGGUAGUGACUUCUGCAUACCGUCAGGUAAUUUAUACUUUGUAGUGACAGUAACAGGAUGAACGUUGUUUUUUUUUUUAAGGAAUCGAGUUUUGUUGUACUGAUAGAAGAAACCGCCGUUGGCACGAUUUCUAUAAGAAGAAUGCAGUACGUUUACACCAACUCUGUAUUGUUCAUCGGCUCGUGACCAAUCCAGUACUAGCAGGCCUACAGAUUCUUAAGUAAGCAUUUGCUUAACCUCUGUAGAUAUUAAUAUAGUAUGACAGUUUUAAAAGAUAAUUGUAUUUCCCAACCUUCCGUAAAUUUCAGUGAUAUUUUUAUACCAUUAGUGAAAAAAGAAAUCCAUUCCAAAAUUAUGAAUUGCAAACCAUA
This is a messenger RNA of Homalodisca vitripennis (glassy-winged sharpshooter), 2839 nucleotides long. RefSeq lists its product as uncharacterized. The transcript has 2 exons. The coding region runs from base 310 to 1359 and encodes 349 amino acids. NCBI's taxonomy places the organism in Eukaryota, Metazoa, Arthropoda, Insecta, Hemiptera, Cicadellidae. The record is from RefSeq and is a predicted model, not a curated record.